CGUGGUUCACAGUUCAGUAAGUUGACAGCUCAACAACUCGUUUCCACAAUGCAAAAAAAUCAACAAAAUAACCACGUUUUCACGUGUUUGUUGACAUUUGUAUUGUAGUCAUACAUGAGCUGAAUGCAGAUCCUUUGAACUGAAAGUGUUCUAUAGAUUUUAGUCCGUGGUUUCCCGAUCAAAAUGUCGUUUCUUAUGGAUUCAGUGAUCAUGUUCACCUCACAGGUAAGAAUAGCUAGCUAUCUUUUCUUGGGUGGCUGUCCUUCUAGCUAGCUAACCGUUAGUGUAACCUUACAAGAAACUGCUAGCUACUAUAACACCACUUUUGGCUCCCGUUGCUUAACCAGCUAUCAUGUUAGGCAUUUAGAAUGUUGGCACAUACUAUGUCUGGGGCAAGUUUACUAACGUGAAACUCUUUCAACUCUCUUGACCCAGGUGUUCUUCUUUGGCUUUGGGUGGCUGUUCUUCAUGCGGCAGCUGUUCAAAGACUAUGAGGUAUGUUAUUUAGUUACUACACAAGUACUGUUAUAUCAGUUAUGAUUUGGUAGACAGUAAUCUACAUACCUUGUAUUUAUUUUUGUAGCUGUUCCUGGACUGUUUUUGUUUAAGAACAGUUGUGAGAACCAGCAUGAAACAGACUGAUCCAUCAGCAUGGGUGUUUACACAGUAGUGAUCUAUUGAGAAUGAACUUACAGAGAUCUAACUCUGUGGUCAUGUUCCGGUCAACAGGUACGGCAGUAUGUGGUCCAAGUGGUGUUCUCCAUCACCUUUGCCUUCUCCUGCACCAUGUUUGAGCUCAUCAUCUUUGAGAUAUUGGGUGCCUUAGAAACUAGGUAAGUACAAUGGUUUAAUUCAUUCUUUACAUGACCAUGUUCAUUCGGUAUGAUACUUUGCUCUCCAUCAACCAGCUAAAAUAGGCUAGCUGAUGUCCUUGUAUCUGUGUUCCUCAGUUCCAGGUAUUUCCACUGGAAGUUCAACCUGUAUGUGAUUCUACUGGUUCUAAUCUUCGUCGUGCCUUUUUAUAUCGGCUACUUUGUCGUCAGCAACAUCCGCCUGUGUGAGUGACAUUUUGUCCAUAUUAUUCCAGCUGUAGCAUAAUUCCAUUGAUCCUUCCGUGUUUGAUGCUACAGAAUGUAUGAUGGGUGCUGUCUUGCUGGGGAUUCUCACAUGCAGUCUCUGAAGUGUAUGUUGUGUGUUUGUGUUCAGUGCAGAGACAGAAGCUGCUCUUUGCCUGUGUCGUCUGGUUUACCUUCAUGUAUUUCUUCUGGAAGUUGGGGGACCCUUUCCCCAUCCUCAGUCCCAAACAUGGUGAGUGCCUGCCCUGCCCCCUCGCCCUAUUCUCACUGCUGUGUGUAAGGCUCUAUUCCAAACACAUUUCCAAUUCACACAUGCAUAUUCAUACACACUUGUACAUGUGUGAAAUAGAACAAAUAUAAGCACCAACCAAAUUAUUAUAAGGACUGGAUGGUAACAGUGAUUGUAAAUAAUGUUUCUUUCUAUACCUGUUUCUGUACCUCAGGUAUCCUGUCCAUCGAGCAGCUGAUCAGUCGUGUUGGGGUCAUAGGGGUCACGCUGAUGGCUCUAUUGUCCGGCUUUGGUGCUGUCAACUGCCCUUACACCUACAUGUCCUACUUCCUACGGUUAGUGGACUAAGUCUAUAUAGUCCAAAACAGCAUUAAACAACUACAUUACCUACAAUCCCAUUCUCUAACUCCCCAUAGACGUCUGCUACUCUACUUCUCACAUACUCUAUGCGUCACAACUAAAUGACCUACACUCUCAUUCACCACUACCCUCACUACAUUUAUACCUAUGUGAUGCAUUGCAUCUUUAUCUACAGGAAUGUGACAGAGAGUGAUAUUCUUGCCUUGGAGAGGAGACUUCUUCAGACCAUGGACAUGAUCGUCAGCAAGAAGAAACGGUGAGAGAGAGAGAAAGGGAGAGGGGAAUAUAUGUAUCUAGAGAGAGCAUAGAGACCCUUACCUUUUUCUGAUAAUGAAGUCAUUCUAAGGCUCUAGUGUACUUUUCUGUUGUCCUGUGCCAGUGUUUGGUAUCAUGCGUUUUGUGUUUUAUCUGUAUAGCAUUGCCAUGACGCGGAGGCAGAUGUACCAGCGAGGGGAGGACCAGAACAAACAGACGGGAUUCUGGGGCAUGAUCAAGAGUGUCACCUCCUCACCAACAGGCAGCGAGAGUAUCCUUCACUCCUCAUAAUGGGAAGUGUGUGUUUUUGUUGUGUGUGUGUGUAUGGUUCCUUGACCCCCCCUCUCCAGAUUUGUCUCUGAUCCAGCAGGAAGUGGAUGCUCUGGAGGAGCUGAGUCGCCAGCUCUUCCUGGAGACAGUGGACCUGCAGGCCACCAAGGUAACGCAUGAGCGCGCUCGCAUAACGGGGGCGAGACCACCGGUCCAGUUGAACCAUGAUAAAAACCCUAUUUACUGUUGACGAGCAGAUUGUAUAUCAUUCAAACACACAUCUUUAUUUGAACUAUAUCUAAAUGUCCCAAAUGGACAUGUCCAAAGAGAUGAAAAAGUUAAAAGUUCUGUUUUAAAAAUAUUUUUGGAAUGUUCUGUGGUCCCCCAACGGCAGGCACACAUUGAGGGCUCCAAUUUAGUAGCAAUUGCAGCAGGCCUCUCCUGGGUGGUGUUGUACUGAGUGAAAGACAAAGAUUCUGUCAGCAAAGGACACUGUUGCACUAAGGUGCCGUAGGCCAAAUACACAACUCCACAAUACACAUUCAACAAAUUCACAAUAAACCAAAAUAGUUACUAAAUAAAGGAAUACAGUAAUAUCAAAGCAAAAACAAAUGAUAAUGGAAAAUAGUAACUAAAUUCACACAAGGUAAUGCAAAUACAAAAUAAAUGGAGAGGCAAGGGAUAGUGGUUCAGGUAACGUUAUCGGGUAUUCUUUAGAGGACAAUGUCUAUUCACAAUAGUCUUUGGAGCAAAAGCUAGUGGGGGGACAGUUCAGAUGUGAGCUGGUAGGGUUCAGCCAGAAAAUGAGCUUUAAUCCACAAUGUUUUGCAAUCCAAUGGCUAUAUGGAAUUCGAGGGUUGUCCAUGGCUACGGCUGCGGCUGAAAUCGGAGAGGCGCAGGCUACUUAAUUUAGGGAUUGUGAAUGUGUUUCACCCUCCCAGUACCCCAAAAGGCCUCCUCUCUGGUUCAAUCUGGUUUACAGUAGUUUGUUGCGUCGAUGGCCAUCUGUAGUGUGCGGGGCUCAGGUCCACGCAGCUAUAAAUUCAGUCCACAGAUACACUGACAUUAAUGAGUGCGUAGCACGCAAAUCAGUAGAGAAUGUCAACAGGCUGCGCUAUCAGGAGAACUGUUGGAGAUGGGAUAUGGAGAGGUACUUAGCUUUGAGGAAGGGUGAAGUGUUCUCCCGCCCAAUUUCCUGUCCCUCCCGCUCGCCGGCAGCCGUCAAUUUGAUUCGCAGUGACUCGUUGUCUCAUAGUAUGCUACAGGUUCAAGCCACAGAUACAUUGGCAUUAAUGAGUGCGUAUGACACAACACAGUAGAGAAUGUCCACAUACGGCGCUAUCAGGCAUUAUGUUGGAGUUGGAUAUGGAGAGGUACUUAGCUUUGGGAAGGGUGACACGUUCACCCUCCCAAUUCCCCAAAAGGCCUUUUCUCUGUCUCCUCUGGUCCAGGUCCUCUACAGCUACAGCAUGUCGUCAUCAGUCGCCUCGGUUCUGGCUCUGUAACUGCUCUGCUCACAGCUCACAUCGUCCCACACAGCUCACAACGUCCUGCACCUUAAAUAAAGAACAGGUUUGAGCAACUCACCGGUCCCAAUUUAGUGACGCUUUAAUUACUUACUCUCGUGAUCAAAAGGGGGAAAAAGAGUGCGCAUCUAUAUCUGUCUCGGUAAAACAUGUACCAGGUGAAUACGAUUCUGGCCUGGGCAUAUAAUGCAAUGUAAGAGGGCAGCUUCUAGUCAGAUACAUAGUCACCCAUGUGACACACACGUAUCUAUCUUAACCUACUACUACUACUAAUAUACUACUACUAAUACAAAGUAAAUAAAUAGUAAUUCAACACUUGGGCACAGUUCAUUCAGGGCUCAGAGAUUCACAGGAAGCCCAUCACUGCAGCCAACUCCCAACACCCCAGGAAUGGCUUCCAGUUUCUCAAUGUCUUCAUCAGAAAAGAGCGGCCACUCCUCGCCAGAGCUCAGUCUGGGCUGGUAGGCCUUCGUCACACCCCUGUAAAACUCAACUUUGCGCCUCAGUUCUAUGUGCUGGUGGAAUAGACGUUGUUUCCCCUGCUCAGGAAGCUGCUGAUUGUGGUAUCGGAAGCUGGCCAUUUGUAGGGACUUCCAGUACCACUCACAAUUGUAGACCUCUGAGAGACUCGGGAGGUCCUGACCUAAAUUCACACAUAAAACCAGAUCUAUGGUUAGGUACCUAAAUGAAUUCUAAUUAUAAUGAGAGAUACACAAAAAUAAGCAAUGAACCAAAUCCUGGUAAGAAUACAAUAUUUCUUACCAUUGUUGAUUUAGUCUGAUGGUCUUGCAGGAAGAUACUGAUGUCCCUGUGCCAUCCGUGGUACAGACUGGUUGAAUCGCCGGGUAUUGAAGCUCAUUUCUGAAAUAUGGAUAAUCUUGGAAAGCAGAAACCAGUUGCACAUCUAGUCUUGGGGUUGUUGUCACCAAAGAGUCCAAAAUGAUCGAGUUCCAAAUCAAAUGAAAAUAAAGGUGCCUAACAACCAAAUAUUCUAAACUGAAACAUUAUAUUAAAGUAAACAGGAUUUAAUUUCAAAGCAUACUCUCUUUUCUGUAUUACCAUAUUCCCAAACAAAUUAUGAGUGCGAAAUAACAGGUAAAUAUUAUUAAUUCAGAGGGGAUUUCAUGAUACAUUAUUUCCCCCCCCCAUAUUACAGUGUGUUCGGAAAGUAUUCAGACCCCAUUACUUUUUCCACAUUUUGUUACUUUACAGCCUUAUUCUAAAAUUGAUUGAAUUGUUUUUUCCCCUUAUCAAUCUACACACAAUAUCCCAUAAUGACAAAGCAAAAACUGGUUUUUAGAAAUGUUUGCAAAUUUAUAAAAUAUAAAAAACUGAAAACACAUUUACAUAAGUAUUCAGACCCUUUACUCAGUACUUUGUUGAAGCACCUUUGGCAGCGAUUACAGCUUCAAGUCUUCUUGGGUAUGACGCUACAAGCUUGGCACACCAGUAUUUGGGGAGUUUUUCCCAUCCUUCUCUGCAGAUCCUCUCAAGCUCUGUCAGGUUAGAUGGGGAGCAUCACUGCAGAGGUUUUUUCAGGUCUCUCCGGAGAUGUUCGAUCGGGUACAGGUCCGGGCUCUAGCUGGGCCACUCAAGGACAUUCAGAGACUUGUCCCGAAGCCACUCCUGCGUUGUCUUGGCUGUGUGCUUAGGGUCGUUGUCCUGUUGGAAGGUGAACCUUCGCCCCAGUCUGAGGUCCUGAGCGCUCUGGAGCAGGUUUUCAUCAAGGAUCUCUCUGUACUUUGCUCUGUUCAUCUUUGCCUCGAUCCUGACUAGUCUCCCAGUCCCUGCCGCUGAAAAAACAGGUUUCCUCCAGACGUGACGCUUGGCAUUCAGGCAAAAGAGUUCAAUCUUUGUUUUGUCAGUCAAGAAAAUCUUGUCUUUAGGUGCCUUUUGGGAAACUCCAAGCAGGCUGUCAUGUGCCUUUUACUGAGGAGUGGCUUCCAUCUGGCCACUCUACCAUAAAGGCCUGAUUGGUGGAGGGCUGCAGAGUUGGUUGUCCUUCUGGAAGGUUCUCCCAUCUCACCAGAGGAACUAGAGCUCUGUUAGAGUGACCAUCAGGUUCUUGGUCACCUUCCUGACCAAGGCCCUUCUCCCCUGAUUGCUCAGUUUGGCCGGGCGGCCAGCUCUAGUAAGAGCUCUAGUGGUUCCAAACUUCUUCCAUUUAAGAAUGAUGGAGGCCACUGUGUUCUUGGGGAACUGCAAUGCUGCAGACAUUUUUUGGUAUCCUUCCCCAGAUCUGUGCCUCGACACAAUCCUGUCUCGGAGCUCUAGGUACAAUUCCUUCGACCUCAUGGCUUGAUUUUUGCUCUGACAUGCACUGUCAACUGUGGGACCUUAUAUAGACAGGUGUGUUCCUUUCCAAAUCAUGUCCAAUCAAUUGAAUUUACCACAGGUGGACUCCAAUCAAGUUGUAAAAAAAUCUCAAGGAUGAUCAAUGGAAACAGGAUGCACCUCAGCUCAAUUUCGAGUCUCAUAGCAAAGGGUCUAUGAAUUCUUAUGUAAAUAAGGUAUCUGUUUUUUAUUUAAUUUUUUAUAAAUUUGCAACAAUUUCUAGAAACCUGUUUUCGCUUUGUCAUUAUGGGGUAUUGUGUGUAGAUUGCAUAACCCCCCCCCCCAAAACGAUGUAAUCCAUUUUAGAAUAAGGCUCUAACAUAACAAAAUGUGGAAAAAGUCAAGGGGUCUGAAUACUUUCCGAAGGCACUGUGUGUUCUUUGUCACACAUAGAGACAUGCACGCUUGCCCUGCACACACACCGGCAUGCAUGCACACACACACACACACACGAUGUCCAGGUCUUGUAUGUAGUGGACUAAGGCUAUUGUAAUGUACAUUUGGUUUUUAGUAAUGUGUCUUUGUCUCUCUUCUCUCUCCCGGCCUGUAGGAGCGGAUUGAGUACUCCAAGACAUUCCAGGGGAAAUACUUUAACUUCCUGGGUUAUUUCUUCUCCAUUUACUGUGUGUGGAAAAUCUUCAUGGUGAGAGUCACGCACUUACAGACAGCCUGACUGAGACCUAGACUCAUCUCGCCCAACUUGCUUUUGCUUAGCCUGCUUGACAGCCUGAAAAACAGCUAGAUGUGUCUGUCAGUUUAGAGAAUAUCCAGUGUGGCUUUUGAUCUCUUUUUAACUGUAAUUCAAAACAAUUAGGCCUGUUCUACCCAUAUAGUUUUGGGUUUAUACUUCCUGUACCGUCAGUGUGUUAUCAUAGCCACAUCAGGCCCCAGAGCUAUAUCUGUAGUAAUCUUUGUUUUUUGUCCCUCUAAGGCCACCAUCAACAUUGUGUUUGACCGUGUAGGGAAGACUGAUCCAGUGACGAGAGGGAUUGAGAUCACAGUUAACUACCUGGGCAUUCAGUUUGAUGUAGGCUCUUCCACAUGCAUAUGCUCUCACUCACUCUCUCACUCACUCUCUCACUCACUCAUUCUCUCACAGUCACAUGUCGUACAAAACGUUUCCAGUCAUGUUAAUGAUUGUCCAUUUAUUAAAGUAUCCUUCUGCAGUAAAGUUGUUCCUGACCUCUGAUCUAUUUCAACAUUUUUUCAAAGUAAAUUUAGGAGGUCCAUAAAUAGUAGUUGUGUUGGCAUGUUUUGUUGUUGCUCUAGUGUUCCUUACAUAUCCUCUACUCUGCAGGUGAAGUUCUGGUCUCAGCACAUCUCCUUCAUCCUGGUGGGCAUCAUCAUCGUCACCUCUAUUAGAGGCCUUCUCAUCACACUCACUAAGGCAAGCCAUCUACAGACAGGAAGUUGUCAGUCUACAUAGGCAUGUUACCAUGUACCCUAACCCCAAAUCUUGUCUGUCUGUUUCUCUCUAGUUCUUCUAUGCCAUCUCCAGCAGCAAGUCUUCCAAUGUUAUAGUGCUGGUCCUGGCUCAAAUUAUGGUCAGUAUGUCAUUUUGAUUAUGCAAUGUGUAUGACAGAGCAGAGGGCAUAUUAUUUCAGUGCAAAGCUAACGUUUUUGUGAUCAGUUGUAUAUUAGAUUUUUUCAAUAAAUACAAGAGCAAAGACGACUGACAUCCUCUGUGUCUCUCUCUCUGUGUCUCUCGCUCUCUCUGUCGCUCUCUCUGUGUCUCUCUCUGCAUCUCUCUCUCUCUGCAUCUAUCUCUCUCUCUCUCUCUCUCUCUGUCUCUCUCUCUCUCUGUGUGUGUCUCCUCUCUCUCUGUGUCUCUCAGGGGAUGUACUUUGUGUCGUCCGUUCUCCUCAUGAGGAUGAGCAUGCCUCUGGAGUAUCGCUCCAUCGUGACCGAGGUGCUGGGAGAGCUGCAGUUCAACUUCUACCACCGAUGGUUCGAUGUCAUCUUCCUCGUCAGCGCCCUCUCAAGCAUCCUCUUCCUCUACCUCGCCCACAAACAGGCGCCCGAGAAGCACAUGACCCCCUAGCACAUGACCCCCUGACCCCACUCUGAACUUGACCCCCUAGCACAUGACCCCCUGACCC
This is a messenger RNA of Coregonus sp. 'balchen', 8149 nucleotides long. The record is from the annotation of a GenBank genome assembly. NCBI's taxonomy places the organism in Eukaryota, Metazoa, Chordata, Actinopteri, Salmoniformes, Salmonidae.